UACACAAGCAAGAUACGACCAGCCCCACCUAAUUUUGUUUCUCUGGCACCCUCCUGCUCAGUGGGACAUCAGUACACCUAACCCAUCUGCUUUCUCUAAUGCAAGACAGACUCAUUCCAACCAGAACAGCUGUGAUACUCCAGUUCUUGUCUGUAAACACCUCCUAGACCUGAAGAUUCUCAUUAUUAACACCAAUACCAAAGAAGAUUACAAUGUUGACUUCAGUCAAAAUUCUGUCGGUUUCAAUUUUGUUUAGUUUACUACUAUUUGGAAGUCAUGGAGAAGAAGGUCGAGAAAUAAACACAACACAAAACAUUGCAGACUUAAAAACAAGGGAAAAUCAAUCUAUUCCUUUGGAAAGUGAAGCAAAUUCAACCUCAGAUAAAGAAAAUAGAGAAACCUCCCAUCCCAAGGCAACUAAUUUCUCUUUUGGGGAUCCAUCAAAUAAAACCCAUGGAACAGAUUUCUACCAUAAUUUGUCAACAGACAACUCUUCCAGUCUCAAACUCAUGCCCACACUUUCCCCAAGUCCUCCUUUGAGCCACAGCUUUGUUUCUAAAUUGCCUUGGAACUCAUCCGUAGCAGAUGAAAAUCCUCUGCCAGUCUCAGCACCUCCCAAUACUACAGCUAUUGUAUCUCCUGAAAACUUCACUCGGUCUUCGAUCAAUGAUACCAUGAAAGCUCCUGACAACAGUUCCAUUACAGUUAGCAACCUCCCUUCAGGAUCAAACACCAUAUCUGUGACCCCCAUGAUAAAGGAAACAGAUGGAUGGCCUACCAUGACAGGAGAUAGCUUGGCGGGGUUUACUGCCUAUCAAGAAACAACUUUAUAUCCCACCUUGAAAUUCACCAAUAAUUCAAAAAUCUUUCCAGAUACAUCAGACCCCCAAGAAGAGAACAGAAAUACAGGAGUGGUAUUUGGGGCCAUUUUAGGUGCUAUUCUGGGAGCUUCACUGCUUAGUCUUGUUGGCUACUUGCUGUGUGGAAAAAGGAAAACAGACUCAUUUUCCCAUCGGCGACUUUAUGACGACAGAAAUGAACCAGGGGAAUCAGUUUUUCACAUUUGGAGUGUCCUAUGGAAUCCAGCCAGUUCAUUGAGCAGCACAGUAUCAAUGGAAUUGCAAAGAAGAUCGAAAAUUAAUCAUUGAAGUUGAGACUUCAGAUUGGAUCCAAAACACCUGACCUGCAUAACUGGAUAAUUGUGACUCUCAAUACCAUAGAAUAAGGCAUAUACCCAUAGAAAGAAUACAAAUUAUGAAGCAGGUAUAAAUAUUCUUUUCAGAAGUUAAAAAGGAACCAAAGGGAAGAGAGAAACAAAAUACUGAUUGUAAUUCUAUAAUGUAACAGGCAUUAAACUAAGUGCUGUUUUUUUAGACUAUCUUGUAUUAUUCUCUCUCUACCCAUUUUUAUUUGCUUAAAAUCAAAGUUUUUCUGUUUUUUCUAAUGAAAACCAAAAGCCAAGCCUUUCUAAGUAGAAUAGUCUAUGAUGGAGCAGACUGUGGUUUUCUAUUGGGUUCUCAAUGAAAUAAAUAGUUUUUUAAUAUGUGAGCUUUAAAUAUAAUCUUAGUGAAAGUAAUUUACCGAGGAUACAUUUGAGUAUACUUUCCUGCUCACUGAUUUUUAUAUUUUAAAUACUAUAUGAUGAAUCUUUUAAGUACUUAUUUUUCUCAAAGAAAAGAACACUUAUUUCCAUAUCAGUGAUUAUCUAUUUUAGGUGAUCUAACCCUGAAUACAGAUUUAGAAGUUGAACCUCUGUUCUCCAAAGGGAAGCAGUUGACAUUUUUAAAACAAAUGAAAAUAAAGCCUUCAGAAUGGGACAAAUUAAUUAAUUUUAUCACCUUUAAAAGCAUAAGAAAAUAAAGACGGCAGGUUGAAAAACAUUUUGUUCCCUAGUUUAAAUCACAAUAAAUUUCAUAGUUGUGUCACUUAUUUAUUUUAACAUUUAAUGUUAUAAGAUGUUUCUUUAAAUUCAGAUAUUUUCUCAGAUAUUCUACUUUGACUGAAAUUAUUUACUAAAGCAUCUUGUAUAAUAAUUUCUUAAGAACAUCUUAAAAAGACAUACUUUUACAAGUGAUCAUAUUUCAUGUAUUUCUGAAUCAAGAACAAAUUUUAGAGUAGAACUGGUAAAUACCUAUUUCAUUGAAACCAAAAAUCAAAUGACUUAAAAAUAGUCAAAACUUCAGAGACGCAGCAUCUGUUAUGUGAGAUAAACACUGAUGCUUAAAAUAUAACAAUUUAGAUCAUAUAUUUCUUAUUUUUAAAAAUACAUUUCUAGUAUUUUGAAAAAACAGAUACACUCAUCUCCAAUUCUGAAAUCAAUAUCUAUUAUUCUUAGUUGGCUUCUUACAUAUUUUUAAGAAAACAGAAAAGUAAAAGAGAAUUCCUAGAUUGAUAUAUUUAUUUAAACAUACCACAGUCAGAGCUCUGGGUUCAGCUGCAUUUGGAAUCCUUCAUUGCUGACAACAGAGUUUCAAAUGACAAUCUUCUUUGACACACUCUUCAGCAUGACAACAGAAAGUUCUCUCUUCCACCACCUGCUUUUCCCAUUAGCUAGUGUUACAUACUGAAUGCUGCACAAAGCAUUUGACUGGAGGGUUUUUAGACAACUCUUUAAAUGCCUGAGUCUGAAUAAUGAUUAAAAGAAAAAAAAGAUAACUCAUCUCUUUAUAAGAACUUCUGUAUUGUUUUUUAUUACUUUAUUUUAAGUGGGGUGUUUAUGGGGUCGGGUAGGGGGCUGCCUUCAUGUGCCCUUGUUUAAUAGUGUCUAUGUAUGAUUCACCUAAGUGGCAUUUAGUCAUAUAAUGUCAGUGACAUUUUGAUGAUUUUACUGUCAAUUUUUAAUAAUCUAUUGCAUAUUCUUAGGUUAUUUGAAUUAGUUGGGCAGUUUAACAUAAAAGGUGGGAGGUAUGUUUCAGUCUGAAUAAUAGUGGUCUGACAAACAAAAAGUUUUUUAUUGGUGAACCAGGUAAUGUUUUUUUAUAGAAUGGGUUUACUAGGAUUGCCUAUAUAUUUUUUCAGCUUUUCAUGUAAAUUGCCUCAUUUUCUUUUUCACUAGAGAAAGUUUCAAUAGUAACAUCUGUAAUUUCUGAAAACUCCUACAACUGUUAAACUUGAUAUUGCAUCAUAUUGGUUCUGGGCUGCAUAUAAUGAAAGCAAUAGAAGUAACUGCUAUCUAAAAAGAAACAAACUAAUAAAUAAAAUGGAAAAAUUUUGCCCCUUUGUGAUUAACAUUCACAUGAUGCAAUGCAACAGAGGGUUACAUUUAUUUUUGUCAGGAAAACCUCCACAGGAUAGUUUGUAAUUGGGACUGACAAGACAUUGAACUAAGAAUCAGCCACUCGGGCUUCCCUGGUGGCGCAGUGGUUGAGAGUCCGCCUGCCGAUGCAGGGGACGCGGUUUCGUGCCCCGGUCGGGGAAGAUCCCAC
Molecule: messenger RNA, 3425 nt
Organism: Orcinus orca (killer whale)
Lineage: Eukaryota; Metazoa; Chordata; Mammalia; Artiodactyla; Delphinidae
Gene: MUC15
Product: mucin 15, cell surface associated
Exons: 4
Coding region: 213-1148 (311 amino acids)
Source: RefSeq, a predicted model, not a curated record